Spirometra erinaceieuropaei is the source of this 30170-nucleotide messenger RNA. The record is from the annotation of a GenBank genome assembly. Lineage: Eukaryota; Metazoa; Platyhelminthes; Cestoda; Diphyllobothriidea; Diphyllobothriidae.
AUGACCUGUGUUACCCCACCCUCCUACACCGCCUGUUUCACGCCGUCCCCUGUGCAGGAGGUUCGCGAAACCAGACGGGGGGGGGCAGGCGUGGGCAAUUGAUGUGCCCGAUGACUAAGCUGUCGGUGGACGCCGCGACAUCUUGCGCACGCCUUGACACGUGAUCACCACCCCCCACCUGGCGACCUGCGUAGCAAACACAAUGGGUCAGAUAAUGAGAGCUGAGCGCAGGACUCACUUGUAUCUCCAGAUGGGUAGGAAAACUCGCGUAAAGCUCUCCAGGUGAACGCCUCUUCUAUGUUUCACCCAUUUUCCCACACUCCCCCUGUUCUUCACCGUUUUAACUCAUCCUGCAUCUUCUAUGAGAUUUCAGACUUUCACCCACAAGAGGCGGCCUCUCGACAAAACAUCCAAUCACAUAAAAACGCUAAUGAGGAGAUUGCAGUGAGUCGACGUUUAUAGUCUAUGCCCCAAGAUAUUUGAAUCAUCAGAUGUGCCUGUUUUACUCUAGUUUCUGUGAAUGAACUGGACUAAAUCGUUGACGCAAUAGGGUUCAGAUCGAAGCAUUCACAUGACGUUUGUGUACUCCAUUUGCUUCCCAUUUAAAUGCUUCCUGAAGCGUUCUGGUAUUCGCGGCCGUUUAUUCGCGUUUUCACACACAUUUCUGCCCUCAACCUUGCUGCACAUUGAGUAGGUGGGCUAACUUAUGAAAUGUCAACCGAGAUUCCCAAAUGCGCUUUCAUUUCGAAAAAUUGAUUAAGUAAAGUUGGAGAAUUAGUCAUUUAACUACCCCAGGAUGCCUGCUUUAGGAAGGAAUUUCUUUACGACAGCAUGCAAAAGCUAUAUUCUGUAAAAAAUGACUGCAUAAAUAGCAUGCAAUUUUCCCAUUGAUUUUCGAUGUCCCUAAAAAUAUAAUCAUAUUUCAUGGAAAGCAUGCAUAACAACAUUCAUUCAAUUACUCACUCGGUAGCAAAUUACGUCUUCUUACAACAUUAUACUCCAGUAAGCGUAUAAUUCGGUUUAAAAAGAGUUUCUAAUAGUGGGGCGUUUAAAUGCCGUGAAAUGACCGUGCAUACAUCAUCAGGUCUCUGCAGUAACCAAUGCGGCUCGUAAAGUUAACAACAUCGAUCAAAUCAACUGCAAAAUUUUAUGAACCCUAUAUGGUCCUGCUUUAUUACCGUAGAGAAAUGUGUGGUUUUCCGUACGCUGAAAAUAUACGGCCUGUAGUUUGGAAACCCUGAAUCCAAGGGUAAUGGCAGAGCGGGUUCAAGAUUAUUCGGGAUUUGGAAACGCUUUUGAAAACCGAACUAUACUCUUUUUUCGAGUAUGAAAUUAGAAGGAGACGUAAUAAUCUACCGAAUGAACAAAAGAAUGAAUAUUUUUAUGCAUGUUUCCCAUGAAAUAUAAUUGGACAUUUAGGGGCAUCGAAAAUCGGUGAGAAAAAUGAAUGCUACAUAAGUAGCCAUUUUUUUGCAGAAUGCCAUUUUUGCGUGCUGCCGACAAGAAGUUCCUUCGAAAGCCAGCACCCUGGUGUAGCUGAUUUAAUAUAGAAUUACGGUUCUUGCUGAUUGAUUCUCCAACACUACCUAGUUAAUCUUUUUGAAACGAAAACGCAUUCGGGAAUUUCGGUUGACAUUUCAUGAUUUAGCCCACCUACUGUACUUGACGCGCGAUGUUCGCGUAGUCGACCGCAUCCAAGCCUUACCGGAUCUAUAAUUCACAAUGCAGGAAAAACAAAACAAUGGGGUUGACAUUUUUAACCUCGACUGGACAGCCAGAAAUGCGUAAGUGCAGGGCUUCACCACUAGAGCGACUUCAAACUGACUUCCCUCUGAGUGCGCCGGUCCUGCGCACUCUUGAAUUUGGGCGGGUGCCUCAUUCUAUUGCAGGCCUUCGUCAACUAAUGACAUUAUCACCGCUCUGCCAUGGAUAACUGAUACAGACGAACUAAGGGACCGAGUCAACAGAAAUAUUUAACGUGGCUUUCCGGCUACCUGAACCACUUUCAAGCACUUCCUUAAUUUUACUUUAGAGUCCAUGUUGGGGAGAUCGUGCGUUCUGAUAAAACAGGUUUUUGAAGUUUAGGUAGACACGUAGGUAGGCGACGAGUCGAGCAUAAAUCAUUCAGAUUAUUGCACCGGACUCCCAUCUCCGCCGGCAAGGUUUGUGGCUGCGUGGCAACUCAUAAAACUCACUUUGGGGAUUUCGCUUCAGUUAGAGUCAUUUUUUAUCAGUUACAGGCUCCUAAGAGGCCACCGAUAUAUACAUCCGAAUAACAACGUGGUCGGAGACCUGGGACAGUAUCAGGCGUUCGCACCGUACGUUUCUGCUGUUUAUGGCGUUUGGACAGCGUGUAGUCCGAACCAUAACUGAGCUCUAGCCUGGGCACGGUCAGACCCAUCGUCACCGCCAGUGUCUCGAGAGCGCAUCGCGCCCAUCUAGAAGUCAGAUGGUCUGCCGUACAGAUUAUGAUUUAGUCGGAUUUUAGCGUGGCAGUCGCUGGUGCACCAAGCGACGUGAUGCCCUCUGUGAUGUGGUAAGCGGGGGUGUUCGAAACGGCCAACCCAUUCCUGUCAGUGAAAUUGACAGAUCGCGCAGCGGCAUUUCAUUGUCAAGGAGGUGUCUUGUAAAUGCCUCAAAGUGCCCAUUUCGGACUCCCAUUCACCAGGUCCUGCUCAUUCGGACACAUUUAAAGGCCUGCUGGAGUUUAGAAUUGUGUAAUUAUUUACCGUGCUGGCAACACAGCUACUAGCUAAAAGCCCAGAUACGCGUGUUUCGCCGAUCUUGCCAGAGAAGGUCUUUUCUGUUUAUGAAGUCAGUAUCUAGUCGCAUGCCGACAGCAACGCCUCGAAAACCCUAAAAGUUUAAGUUCUUCUGCGAAAGUUCCCAUGGGGUAGACGAGUCGUUCGUUCUUACCUUCAACGGUUCGUCCGUCGCAAGCCACGACUUUCAUCAUGAACCUCGCGGACAGGGUGCAGCACGGUGACUUGUGCGUGCAUUAUUUCGUGGUAAGACAGGCUUUCGUAGCAGUUACCGUACUCUAUCCUCCCUACCUCUAAUGGCCAGACAAUUUCAGGACGAUCGGAGGUGGCCGAGGGCGUAGAGUCUGGCAAAAUUUAACGGUGCUUUUGCGUCUAUCACACAUGAGUGGCUUCAUCGAAAAGGACCCUCCAUCCUGAAAGGAGACGAGUUAUCCCGUUAGCUGGAAACCUUCAAUGUCGCGACUUUUAACACGUCGUGGUAGCUUCGGGUGCUGCGCUGGCGGAUCCAGACUAGUCACUUCGCAUGGAUGCCAUCGCAAUAGCUGAGAUUCGCAAAUGGGACACCUGUUUAAUUCGAAGCCUUGGUGAUUGACUGCAGAUCGGAUGUUGUAAUUACUCACAUGUUCUUUCGAUAGAAAUCCAGCAAAUAAAGAGUCAGAGGCAGUUUGCCCAUCGGGCAUUACAUGCUCCUGUUGGGUAGUCUAAUUGCACUCAGUGACGUUUCGCACUACCGCUGACGGCCAAAAUCUGCAUAGGUCCGACAACCUCUCGGUUUUUCAGCUAAAUUCCACAUCGCGUCGUUAUUGUGAAUGAGCCGGGUGACCUCAGCUAGACAAAUAGACGAAUCCUGUUCGCCUAGGGAACAAGCCUCAGCUGUCACCCACCAGAAUACCGGGGGACUCAACCCCUGUUGAUGACUCGUCAGCCAUGGGGAUGAAUGUAUGCGAACAUGGGUGUUCUUUGGGGAUGUUCCAACUUUCGUCUUGCAAUUAAAUUUCACGCGCAAAACUUCGGCGUUAUGACAACUCUAAAAAAGUCCUCAGCGUCUUUUUUGUCCGAUCACAAUGAAGUAUGCUGAAUAAGAGCUAUAUGACGUGUAAUUUUCACGUUUACUUAACCUGCUUUUUCAGGUGAAAGGAAGCAGUGAAUUCCACCGACCGGAAGCAGUCUGCCGUAAUAUAGAAGUGAAGAGUGCUGCUCCCGAGCUUGCGGCGAGCUCAAAGGUACAUUUGACGAAGUUUUCCAUUUAUCCGUGGCUCGAGUAGUGGGGUACUGUGCGCCAAGUCCCGACUGACAGGAGAGGAAAGAAGACACCGAAACUAGGGUUUGUUGUGUGCGAACCUCCGAGUUUCUGUCCCAAGACAGACCGCACGGUAGAUGCCCUGGAUCAUCACGGAGCCUGGCAGGCGUUAUCAGGAAUGCGCAUCUAAAGCAAACGCCAACAUUUGGGGAGUGAUUACAGACCCAGUUGACGGUUAACGCCGUCACAUUUGGAAUCUGAGUUGUUCCCCGAUUUGCUUUUUGCAUAUAAAGUCCUAGUCAAUGACCGUUGUGGACCAGGGGGCCUACAGUAAGUGCGCUAAAUCACGACCGCAAUUCCAAAAUGCGUUUUCGUUUCGAAAAGAGUAAUAAAGUAGGGUUAUAAACUAAACAUUGUGUAGUUUAAUUUUAUAAUAAUUCAGUUAGCUCAUGAUACUGGCUCUCAAACGAAAUUCGUUCUGGCUACAAGCAGAAACUAUGCUCUGUGAAAAAUGACGACUUGCGUAGCAUGUAUUUUUUUCAUUUAUUUUCGAUGUCCUUAAAAAACAUGCAUAAAAUUAUUCAUUAUUUUGCUCAUUCGAUGGAAAAUAGCAUCCUCCACCAAUUUUAUACUCAAAGCAAGGGUAUAAUUCGAUUUUCAAAAACUUUAUUAAUUCUCGAAUAAUUUUGAACCCGACCUGCCGUUGCAAUUCUAUCUAGGUUUUCCAAACUCCAAGCGUAUAUUUUCCGAGUACGGAAAACUAUAAACUUCUUUACUAUAUUAAAAUUAGACCAUAUGGAAUUCACAACAUUUUGCAGUGGAUUUAAGCCAUAUUGUUAACAUUGCAAGCCACAUUGUUAAACGUGGGGAUAUGACGUUUUAUGAAAGGCCAUUUGACGGUAUUAUAAAAUCUCACAAUUAGAAGAUUUUAAAACCGAAUUAAACUUUUCCUUUGAGAAAAAAUUGGAACAAGGCGUAAUUUCUACCUAAUAUGCAAAAUAAUGAAUAAUUUCGUGUACAUUUUCCAUGAAAUAUAAUUGAAUUUUUAAGGGCAUCGAAAAUCAAAGAGACAAAAUGCAUGCUAAGCAAGAAGUCAUUUUUUGCAGAGGGUAGUUUUUGCAUGCAGCUAAAAGGAAGUUCUUUCGAAAGCCGGCAGUCUGAGGUAACUGAAUUAUUAUAGUAUGCUGCACAAUGACUAGUUUUACAACCUUACUUAGUAGAUCAUUUGGAGACUAAAACGCAUUCCGGAAUUUCGGCUGACAUUUCUUGAGUUUUCACCGUGCCAGCUACCCCCGCCAUCUCUUGUCCCGGGUCCUCUUGACUCCAUCAUGACGACCGGCCCAGGUGGGGGGGGUGGGAAGAGAAUGUGGUAAAUACUACGCAAGUCACCGAGCCUAUUUUCAUCCUGCACUAGCUCGUGCAGUGGACAAAGCUGGUCACGACUGACAAACUGUCGCCGAGUUGCUGCCUUGGAUACGAGUGGCUGUUAACCAAACCAAGUCCUUAGCUAACCAUGUUUGUUUAUGCCUGAGAGUUUGAAGGUAAAAUUGUGGUGUCAUCUGCGGUCAUAGUCUUGUGAAAAGCAAAUUCAGGUGUUAAACGAGCUAGGUAACGCGAUUUAAGAAUCCCUUAAACUGUCGGCGUGUACGUGUUCUGCUCUCGGUCAGUUAGGUCAGCGCGUCUCGAACUGCCCUCAGUAACGACAAGUGACCUUGACGCAGCUAGGCAUUGCAAUGACGGCUGUAGUUUUGCUGCCUUAGUACGCAAAAAAUAUGGGGAUUAGCACAGAUGCAUAUCAGAUAAGAGUGUUGUUCACCGAUCUAUUUUAGACGCGAUUCGUGUAUGUCGCUUUCAGACGCCCUGCCUAGCCUUGUCAAUUAUCUAAGGGAAUUUGUCCGAUGUCACCUCCGGCCAUCCUGAAUCUGUUUUGCAAUCGGUGUACGACUGAGAAGAGACUGCGGUAGACUCCGCCGAAGCCUGCCAUCACUAUAAAGUAUUUCCAGUGCAAGCCGCCAGUACUGCAUCCACUCUGGAGGGUACACGUUGGACUUUGGCGUUUGCAACAGUCAAACUGUCAUUAAGCAUAGGGCAAAAGUGAGAAUAAGUGUUCUGACUUGCAGAUCUUCCUUUGGUGCCUUCAAGCUUAGUCGCAUAGCGGUUCUCGUUACCCCAUUGUUUAAAUAGUAAAUUCUAAACCAAAAUUCCUAAUAACCGACCAUUCUACCGUAGUGUCCGACGAUGUCCACAUUGUGCUUCACAGCACGGUGACUUGCAAGUGAGUUGGUUAAGAGCGACAGUAGACUUGCGCAAUAUUUAACGCAUUCUAUCUUCCUCCACCACCUCAGUCCGGUGUCAGGGAGUAGCUAAGAAAACCGGAGGUGAGAUUAGACUUGCACAGCAUCUACCACACUCUCCCCUCACCUACCUGAGCUGAUGUCAAAACGGAGACAAGAAGACCGGAUGUGAGGAAAGACGCAGGUGGCUGGCACGGCCGAAUCCGCACCUAGGCGUGUCAUCGCACAAUCUGUUCCACAAUGAACACUUGACCAAGGGUUUGAAUAAUAACAACAGCACCAUACCAGGUCAGAAAGAGGACGAUGUUAACUGGGUAAACAUGCACCAUACAUGUGUACUCGACGAGAGCACGAGUACACGUACCGGCAAGGAACCAGGUGUCAGAGAACUCCAAGCGCACAUCAGACUGCGGGUGCCAUGGUUUACUAAAUCAUGACGCAGCAGACGCAUAAGUCCUUAGGGGCCAGAAAGUUGACACACAGCCCUGGGCCAUCACCCUUCAAAGUCUGCGUAGCCAUUCAGUCAGCAACUGAAAGCCGUCACACGUUAAGUAAAUGCACACUCCUCACAUGCGUGAGAAUGCAACAGGCCAUUUUAAGACGAAGCUGCGACAGUCUUGCUCUCAGCGCACCAGUGUACCCGUCCACACAAACUCACACAACUUGGCCGACUGCAUGGACUGGGUCGAGGCGUCAUUUGGCAACCCCCCCCCCUCCCCAGCCAGUGCACUUAGCUCACCGCGAUAGUCUCAGACUCGGACCAUGUAGGGAGAGAGCAGAAAAGCGCAUUUCCCUCUUAUGUGAGAGGUGGCAACUGUGUUUUUGGGUGUCGUUUACCCUUUAAAAUUUAAAUACCCUGAAAUUUAUUUAUCCUGACAUCCUUUAUGUAUCAGAAAAUAUGAUUGACAGGUAAAAAGGUAAAUUGUUAGAAUUCUCGAAAACUACUUGUUGGUAAAAUACCCAUUUUCUACUUUUAAAAAAUCAGAUUUGGCUUCUAAAAGGUCGGCUGGAUUUAUAGAAGCCCAAACGCAAGUAGGGUAUUUAAAAUCAUUGCGCUUUUUUUCUUUUCUCCUAAACUCUACCUGAAAAUAAGUAAGCACACUGUCAAAAAUCCGUGGGUAUUAAAAGCUUAACAGCAAAUUGACUAUACAUUGAUGUAUCUCAAAGAGUUUGAACAUGUCAUCUUCAAAAGUGACUGCUAAGUGCCUUUAAUGAUAUACCUUGAAUGGCGGGACUGUACUUAGGUUUUAUAGGAAACCUUCGACUAAACAAUGAAGUUUUUCUUCAAAUGGAAAAAUAUAAAUAUUUACACUCUGGCAGUCUUUUGUAAGAAGAUCUUUUAAGUGUUUCCAGUAGAUAUGAAAAAUAUUUAUGCGGGCACGGCGCCUGUAAACAUAAACGCACUUCUCGUAAGUGACAUUGCUGCAGGGGUUUUUGAAAUAGAUGCACGAGGAUACGCACAAAAAGUGUGCAAAAGACAGCGUUAAUUCCUUUAAAAAUGUUGUAACAUAGCAGUUUUACCAAGUCGAGAAAAUCAAAAUCAUAUUAACUAAAUGGGAGGAAAAAAUCUAACAGUCAACAGGUCUUACCAUGCGUUAAAACAAAUCUGCACUGAAUUUUAAGAUCAUUGUUAGCAGACAGGACCGCAAAACAUUUUCCAGCAAGCACUUGGACGAAAAAAAAAGAUAAACAUAGGGACUAGUCUUUUUGAUAUUAUUUAAAUCUAAUUAACGCGGUUCUGUUAUUUAGUCCGCGUUUGUCGAUCUCUUGCCAACUGUAUAAAUUACUGGACUAAACAUUCAGGCGUGCGACUUUGAAGAAGAUUGUAGAAUAUAUCGUCUUUGUUAACUCUGAAACGUGAGCAACAUCAAAAAACAAACAAUGUGAUUUAUAAAACUUUUAUGGUCUGAAAAAGUUCGUUUUUAAAGGUUAAAAUUAAACCAAACUUCAAUUAUAACUUACCAGACAUGAGCUGCAACGGAAUACCUUGUCUUUGCAUUUUUAAAAAUGCUAAUUUGUAUAUUACGGAGUAGCCUAUGCGCGUUUUUGUUGCUCACCGGUAAAAGCCCUUUCAUUAUCGCUGACACGGAAUAACAAAAAUACAUGGCAUGAGGAGACAUAAGGAUCGGCUGCAAACAAUUUAUGCUUUGUGAAUUUAAAAGGAAGUUUAAUUCAAUAGUCAAUAUGACUCGCCCGCGAGCAAGUCCCGUUGACUAAAGUCGCAAAAAGCAGCGUAACUGCGAAUCCCCAGGAUGAGUAAUCUAUGUGUUCUUGCUCCCCCAAACCAUCCUCUAUAGUUUGGAUGUUUCCAUUGCGCGACUGACAUGCUUUCUACAGCUGCUGCAUAUGCUGUUUCUUUACUAGAAGCCGAGAAUUUUGAGGACGAAUUCUUGCGCCAAUGAACGUGUGGGCAGUAAGAAAAGUCUUCCAAAUAACAUCUGUGUUUAUUGAGUCAAUUCCUGGUUGACUGAAUUUCCCCAACACUGUCUAAUCAGAGCCAGAAUAUUCGUCAUAUAAAAUUCUGAUCUGCAUCUCUAAAAAGGACGUAUAGAAUUUAAGUCCGUCGUGUUCCACUGGAGGGGGGAAUAUUUUUAAAUCCCCAUACUUCAACGACACUAUAAAACAAGAAGGCCAGAUGUGGACCCGACCACAGAACUGCCCUAGUUAGGCAACAGGUCUGCGCAUUCCAUGGACAGCAGGACCCCUGCCAGCAGGCAUGCCAGGUCUCGCAUUAUUGAUCGCGCGUAAAGAAUCCUUCCAGGGGUAGCCAUUUCAGUCAGGUUAUCGGUGCUGAGGUGGAGGUCCUCAUCUCGUCAACCGAAACAACUGUCAGCUCAUCAUGAUUGUUUCUAAAAUGCGUUCGUUUUUUACAAUUUGCAAACUGAGAGCCGGAUUUAAUCGCGCUCAGUCCUUCCACGCUCAUUCAUGCGUUGAUGGAAAGUAGAUGAGAAGUGAGCUGAAUCCUAUUGUUUGAUAGGGACUACAUGCGAUUCAGACUACACAUGGGCUCCAAUCCUACGCAAGUGUUUGCAGCCAUAAACGUAACAUUAUAAAUAAACCGCUGCGGCCUUGUAUCUGUUUCCAUAGGGGACCAAGUUAAAACGAAUGAUUUCAGUUUCGCCACACUUGUUAUUUGAUAAUGGUAGACACUGAGAUGUUGUAGAUAAAUUGGUUUCAUUUUGGUUAAGUAAAAUAAAAACGAAUUCAGUAACUGAAGGUCGUCACUCAUUCCUUCUAAUAAAGGUUCCUAUAGCACUCCCUUAUUACGUCCUUAAUUUAAGUAUUUUAUCUUUAGAAACGAUUCUAAUAAAUAUUUACACUAAUUGACUGGAAUAUAUUCAUUUUAAACAGUUUUGCCAAGGACUAACAACAGUACUGGAUCCAAAUAAUUAAUAGAAUAAGUUUUAACACCGGCAAGCAAAGAAGAAACCAUAUGAGUCAUGCACGAAAAUAUCUACACCUUUUGCCCAUGUGGCUAACUAAUUUAAAAUAUCUUUGCAACAGCAAACUACUAAUGAGCUCGAUUAUGCAUUUACUUGCCUCUUUUACACCACAACGUUAAAAAUGUUCAAUGAACUUUUAGCCUUACACACCAGUUGCAUUUUAAACAAAUGCAUUUGUUUGUGUAAACAGCAGAACUGUCCACUCAGUUCCGCAUUAUAGGAUAGCUAGACCGCUAUACUUCGGUUUACCGGACUUGAGUACAUGUCAACAAAAAUUGGAAAUCCAUUAAAGGAUGAUCCUUGAUUGCUAUUUUAGACCUCGCCCAGGCUUAGCCGAUUAAGGCCACUUCUAUACUUUCAUAACAUACGAAAGGUGAGUCCAGGGAAGCUGUUGGCGUCGUUAAAAUUCUAAAUGUGAAAUAUGCAUUAUGUUGAGUCACCAUCAGGAUGACCCUGCUUCACAAAAUAUACUAUACCAAUUCUUUAUCCUUUUACAUUAUACAACUGAAGAGGUCCCAGAAUUCUCUGCAUUUACAAACGGACGAAGGAAAGAAUAUAAAUGAGGUACGAUAAAUAACAUUUUGGCAUUCUCGUUUCAAAAGCCACUGUCCUAAUAACGCUAAUUAAAAUUGCUGACGUAAUAAAAGUGUUAUAAACUUAGUAGGUGUUGAGGAUUAACGAUCAUUUGAAUGCUUUGCCGUGCGCAAAUAAUAACUAAAAGCCCCACACAAGUCUGUAUUAACAAUAUUCUGCGUUUGCAUGGCAAGGCGACGAGAUAUUUAGUCCAUCAGUAGGUUCUUCAUUUUUAUUCGUGUGCUUUUUGAUAAAUAUUCAACGUCCACGAUGAUAACCCUAUUCAGUUCAGAAUUUAAUGCGCUAUCGUGGAAUAAAUCGUUCCAAAUGAACCUCCUAUAUCCAUGAUACCUCUUGGACUGAGCCUAUAAAGCAUGAUUCUCAAUGAUAUUCCCCAAGUUAGUUCACGAAUUUCUUAGUAGAGUAAAGGGGUAAAAUAAUGAUUGCCUUGCAACAACUAUUUUGCAAAUGUAUGUUUAGACAAUUAAAAGAUGAUUAUUUCUAGCCCGAGUCUAUUGUGGCUGUUUUCUGCCAUCAAAAUACGAUAAAUUAUGCACUGAAGUUGAACUGUUAGAUCUAGGCAAUGUUCUGUCUUCAAAGAGAUCCGUUGCUAUCAAACUAGUAAGCUUUAUUUGUGUUAAACUAAAGUAUUCUCAAGAACGCGAUGUAGCACGUGCGUUUACACCUACAAAUCCUUUAUAUUUGCCCCAUUUUGUGAAAAAAAAUCCCUGACGUAAUAGUAUAGAAAAGCUUAUCAGUUGACAUCAAGUCCUGUUUGGUCGUAAAGCUUUUGAACUCUGGCUGCUUAUUUUAUCGAAUUUUUUAAAAAAACAUUUAAGGGCUCGUUCCCUAAAGAAAAAAGCCGUAGAAUUCACAGCCAGCCAUAAGCAUUGCUUUUUACCAUUGGCCAGCCAUACUGAAAGUUGAGUUUAUAUUAGUCACUGUAGACUGAUAAAUGUGAAAUAUCAUUUUCAAAACAUAAAGAAUGGGGACGCCAGAAAGUGUCUACGCUAUAAUUGCAUAAUGGUCGAGUUUCACCCCGUCUGGGACAAAAAUAUAUACCUGCAAGGGGUAAGAAACAAGGCCACCGGGAAAAUGCAGCAUUUUCCCUCUUUAACUGAAAAAGACCGUUUGUCCCGCAUGAGCCUAUAUAUGCUCAUGCUGCGUAUUACAUAUGUGUGGUCUUUAUUCAGAUCGAUUCCCAUAAACACUACGAAAAUUCACAGGGGUUCAAACUCCCGACACGGUAUGAUAAAAAGGCGGAAUAAAAAAUUUUUGAUUGAUCUCUGAGUGCUGGGCUAGUGCCGUUUCAGCCUAGCAUGCAACAAAAAUUCCUCAAUAAUCUAGUAUUUUUAUAAAAAACGAAAAUCUUGCUAAAAUGAUCAUAGUAUUAUCACCUGUCUAUGUUACUGAAUGUCUUCGAAUAUGUGGAACACUUUACGACCAAUGUUACUGACCUUCUGUCCUGGAAUUAUAAGAUCUUCAGUAGUUAUCUUGCUCUUUUAAAGAAUUUACUUGCUGUGCACAUUUCCGUCCGGUUUGGGCCGGUUAGCGUUUAUAGUAAGUGUUUUAAGGUGCCACUGUACAGAUCGAUACGGUUUCAGACGUUUCUAUAUAAUGUUCCACAGUUUCCGGCUAGACAUAAUUCGUUCAAAAUCGUCUUUUUCGAUUUAGCGAAAUAAAUUUCUACCUUACUUAAAUUACAAUCCGCGCCAUUUGGAGGUUAGUGUACAACUUGGAAAGACCACGUCCCACACCAUUAUAUUAUUGUGUUAGACAGGAAAAAAAACAUUAAACGAGGUUUAAGUGUGCUCAUGUAAUAAGGGGGUGCAGGGGAAAUUGUUUAUUUUGUCCGCGAGGUACGGGAGGUUGGGAAGGAUAAACACCCAUUUUUGCCCCCUUGAGUACCACAACUGUAAAACACUCGUGACUAUACUGAGGAGGAAAAAGAAAGAAAGAAGAGAAUGAAGAAGUAGAAGUAGAAGAAGAAGAAGAAGAAGAAGAAGAAGAAGAAGAAGAAUUAUGUAGCAAUACGACAUCUGACAUAGAAAAAUCAACAGCAUUUUCGGAGAGUGAGUGCCAAUUUCACGGAGUGUAAAAACGUAAGCACUUAUAUGCAAGUCGCAGAAAUAAGAGCGGGUUGUAAACCGUGAAAACGCGGCAGCUCAUUCUUUUCUUUUAAGCAACUCAUCUUGGCGAGCAGUCGUCAAUCAGUCAAGCCAAAAACUGUCAACUUUCAUUCGCUGAAACUAAGUUAUGCGAGCUAAUGAAUCCUAGUCGGUGACGGACUUCAAAAGUAAGAGGAUGUUUUCAACCGAAUUAAGAUUUAUCUGGGAAAUUGCUUUUAGCAUUGGCAGACGUGGACAAGAAUAGGAUAGCAACCAGACAAAUUAUAGGGGCCCCUGGUCCAGUGUAAACUAAGUCCGACAGAUGACUUAAUAGCGAAUCCAGUGUCACCAAAAAGAUAGAAAAAUUGACCCACUAUAGGAGAACCUGUAAAAAGUAAUUUCCAACAGUAGCUGGGUAAGUAGCGGCUGACUGAGAGAUUUUGGUUGGAUAAAUUGUUGAAAACCGGUUAACAAUCAUAAGGAGACAUCUGCGCGGUUGAUUUGGCUGACUAAACCAGUCUUAAGUUGCAUUUGGUGCACUAGCUUGUCAAUCUAUCGAAAAUAUCACAUUCUGGUAGACUGCUUUGCUAGCAAAGUUCGGUGCAUAUUAGGUGAAAUAAUGAACGCUAAUUUAAGAAACCCAUUAUUAUCAUUUGCUCAUCGAAAAUAGCACUAUGUUUCAGGGCCAGUUUUAGAUGAAUUUGCGAGAAAGACCUAGGUUUCGAAGAUGACAUUUACAUUCGAAAUAACCCGUACAUAUAAGGACUGGACGCCGCUGUGCGGAAUCAUAUCGUCUUUACGUAUCAUCUUAAACCCUGUCAUCGAAAUUUUUCAAAACUUUCAACCAAUCGUCUUCACUAGGAUGUCAUUGAAAUAUCAAAGUUAAAAGAUCUUGAAGAACAAUUAUACUUUCCGUUAUUCCUUUUUGACCGGAAAUUAGGUCAUAGUGUAUGAAACGCCAUGCACUGAAUUUUAUCGGAAGGCAGAAAGCAUUAGCGAUAUGUCAGAUUCGGAGACUGUGGCAUCGUAACGCUUCGCCUCACUGUCAAAGUACCUAGCAAAUUCCCAAAUUUCUGAAACCCCUAAUGUUCAUUCCAUUUCGGCUGUCGUUUACAAAGGCAAAAGCAGACGAAAAUUAUGUUUAAAAAAAUAGAUCCAGUUUCGUUCCACGCAUUUCUAUCUUAAGUUUGGAAGGCAAAACAGCCGGUUUUUCCAAAAAGUUGACGCCGGAUCACUGUUCAUAGACGUUGCCAUUUUCCGUUUAUGGUAUACUGGAUAACCGCGAUUCAAACAUAUGUUCGGUUGAUCUCUUAAACGUCAUAAAUGCGCGGCACAGCCGGGGUCUACCACAGAUCCGUGGCUCUAUAUCAGAACACUCAUUUGAACACCCAGUGGCCUAGAAGGCCGCGUUUAUACCCCGAUCCUUUCUGGUAUGCGUAUUGCUGACUGAUGAGAUCCAAUGGACCAGAAGUAACUAUCACAACCUCCUACAUCAUGUCUAUUGGCAACUUUCGAUCGUAAAUUAUUUGCCAGUUGGCCGUGGGGAUGGAAAACCCCGGACCAAUGUGCAACUUCACAGUGGAAUAACUCGUUUUCUUCCGUUUAGUUAGAAUAUAGCAAUGGCCAUUAAUUUUAUAUGAUCAUGUACCUGUUCAUUCUGCUCAUUCAGCUAAGUCUUUUUUGCCCUGUAAACGAAGGCGUUAUCCUCCCUGUCUGAAAGCUAUGCUAACGCCCAUAUGGCAAACCUCAAAAAUCACAUUAUUAUGUCGGUCUACCUUUGGAAAAAGGGAUUUUGAACGCCCUUUUGCUUUUGUUAGGUACAAGGCAGUUUGUUUUAGAUAUGGCCUGACGCUCUAAAAGUUGUUUGCCAAUUAAAAACCGUUUUCAUAUUUUUUUUAUUGGAAAACGUUAAAUUAGAUCGACUUAGCAAUAAUUACUUGCGUUAAGUCAUAUACCUUCUUACAAACCUUGAACCCAUUUCAGACGAAGAUUGAGCUGGUUGCCAGUACUGUUCAAGUUCAGUACACAUCACCACAGGUCAGUAUUUUCAGCGUUCAUUUUCCAGUCUUCUCUUGUCUACUUACAAGUUGCAAAGGCCUGUAGAAAAUAGUAACAAAAAGCAAUGAUACCCUGUUAACUCUGGUCGAGCUUGACAGAAGCCUGCGGCCACACGCGUGGCAAGACGUAUCAGCGGCAUAUUUUUACCCAGAUCCCAUGCGUUUUAAUAAAAAGGGGAUUUUUUCUUCACCUUCUAAAGAACUGUCAGAAGUUGGCUAGCUCUGUCUCCCAAAUAUCUUCGCCGGAAGCCCAAGUAAGCACCUUCAUUAACUUACAUGCUAGUGGUUGCACAGUUGCCUGCUAGGGGAUUCCUAUCAUAUAGCCUGAACUUAGACUCUUGUUAAAAUAAACCUGAUGUUUGUUCAUUCGCAUGGAACGAAACUUACAAAAGAGGAACUGUUAAAUAAUUGUCGUGCAAACUGUCAGAAAAGGGCGUAUAAUUCCAUCCUCUGAAUUCCUAAUUUGACUUAUCCAACUUAAUACGGUUUUCACGCAGAUUACGACCAUUUUAUAUUCACAGGAAAAAAGGCUUGUUUUUACGCCGAUAUAUUUCACUAAGUUCAUAGAGGUAUAGUUUUUAGAUAAAAGAACAAUCGUGAAUCAAGUCAUUCCAUUCACUAAGUUCUGGUGAAUAUUAUACUACUUAACUGUUUGGUUCGUACAAUUUGCUGCUUCAUGGAAAAUAUUUCAGUUUGCGUCCUCUGUGCAAAUUUGCGCAAAAUUUUUGCGCACAUUUUUCCGUUGGAUAGCGCGAGUAAUUAUUCAUAAAUAAAAUAGGGCAAGAUUGUUUCACUGUCUGCUGUCUACCGUCCGUCGUAGUCUGGUUGCAUUGGCUACUAAAAGACAUGACUUUAAUCUUUUACUCAUAUCGCAUGUGAGGUAGCGCACUUUAAACACUAUUUCUUGUUGUCUGAGAAAUAAGACUAGACACGGCUAAUGGGGAAAUAAUAAAAAUCGCCUUUUGUGCACUAACGACGUUUGCAAUGGUCAAUGUGUUUGAGUCCUGAUAACUGCUUUUUAUAGGCAACAUUUGUCAUCCCCGAAAAGGAUUAUCCACGCCCUGAUCACAAGGCAGCGGUAAGUGAAGAGUGCUUUAGAGACCAGCUGAUUGGCUGUUUAAAUGCGCCUUAUGCUUCAUCACAUCAUACGUUCUCGAGGACACCCUUUUCUCUUGUGUCGCUGAAAAACUAUUGGUCUAAACUUAAAAAAGCGAUCAACUGUACUUCCGUAUCCAGGAUUAUCAUCCAGAUGCUAAGAUGCUCGAGCAAACGAACCCAUGGAUGGCACGAUAAUAUUCGAGAAAAUUUCAUAGGGCUUUUCAACACUUCUCAUUAGAAAAUACAACAAAAUACGAACGAUACUCCGAUGAGACAUUACUAGCAUAAGCGUCAGCCUAUUUACUCAACGGGGUUAUGCGAUCUCGUUAGCACUCCAGCGCAUCUAAAGACAGGUGAGCAUCAGGUCCCCGACUGGCAGUAACACAUUUUCACUGCACUAAGAUGACAUUAAAUGCAUGCCCAUACACCAAGUUCAUGUCCUUUACGACAAACGCACCGCUUAAUACAUACAGAAUAUACAUGCAGCCAUCCUUACUUCGAAUGUACCAACCGCAUUCUGGGCAGCCAACGCUGCAGAACUGAUCCCAGAAUUCCGAAAAUAGUGGAGAGCGUCGUUUGUACACGUCAAGGAAGCCGCCAAGUUUAAAGUAUUCCAGCCCAGCCUGGGAGAUCACGAAGACUGUGCCACCAUGCUGCCGAUCUGCAGAACUAAAAAGAACUGCCGCAAUAGGUAUUGAAGUCCUCGAUGCAGUCGAUGGAGACAGAAGUGAUGUGUUUACGCAGUGGAAUUAGGAUUGGUUGUUGCGGUACAUUCCCAGAAGGUAUGAUGCAUAUUCAGGUCCUUAUAACUGGAGCCUUGACUUAACUUUGUCCGCUCCGGGGCUCAAGAAAGUGAGAUGUGUCGGUCGGACGUUGUUCAACUUGAAGGACACUGUUACACCCCGCUCAAGGUAGCGGUAGUGAAAAGGGGGACCAGGCUUGUUUAUGUUAACAGUCAGCCGUGUGUUUGCCUCCUUGACGAAACCCUAAAUUUGUUCUGAUAAUACACUACAAGAUAGCAACGCAGGUACUCACUGUUUCAAUAGUGAGAGUUUGGGGUGUUAUUUUGAGAAAGGGAAUACGAUUCCUGACAAAACAUAGUCAUCUCAUCAUUGCCAACUCAAGAAAACCCAGCAGACAUUGUCCGAUGACGGACUGACCCGAUGAUAAAGCAGAGACUCAACCACCCCCGGUUUCAGAUGACGAUUUAUAACGCAAGUGGAUCUCACGCCUGCCAAGCAAUUACCCAAAGGGCCAGGGGGGCGAAAGAAGAAAAAAGUCGCUCAGUUUGUGGCUGGCAACCUUGGCCAAUCAUAAAAAUUCCGGUUAAAGCUAUCGCACCAAGCCUUCCGGAACGUCAGCCGCACGAUGACUCUGCACGAAAAUCUUUAUCUCAAAUCACAGCAGGUAAAAAGGAGGAGACCUCUCGAAGAGACAUCAUUCUAGACACGCAAAUUCUCCUGCUGGUGGUUAUCUAAUGACAUGAAAGUACAGACCAUUCCUAGAUUUUUUUCAACAAGAACACCCAGCCAGCGACAUGCACGGGCACGUUUGAGCUUAAUAUGGAUUCAAAAGCGGGCCUGGUAAACGAAUGAGAUAACUGUUCAACACCCGUAGAGUGAACGACCCCAGUUAGAUGUGUCGGCAUACUAAGGAUCCUGUCAUGCGAGAGCGGUGGUAUUGGGGGAUUUACGGCGGAGGGGACAGUGGGCCAGACAGUAAGCUGACAGAAUGCAGGAAAGCAUCGAAGACGGUCAGUAGCAAAAAACGAUACUUUCGGGUAAAAUAAUUAUUGCAUGUAGGUACAGUAUUCAGCCGGAUAUUCCGUGUCGUUCAAUCCUGAAAGAGGGCUUAAGCAUCGAACAACUGAGUCUACCGCCUGGCAAACAUUUCUGAUUUCCCUCAUCUGACGCUCGGUUGAUCCCCGUUUUUUGUUUCACCGUUCCCGGGUACAACUGCCAACCAUCAGCACUUAACUAGACUUCGCAGGUACAUUCAUCAGCACACGAUCCACAGUCUACCGACAGCCAUUUUGGGGUCCUUCAGCCUACCGUUGCCGACGAGAAACUGAACCAAAAUGCAGGGUGGUUUUUCCGCCGAGACGGAUUACACAAGCAUGCCAUUUUUCAUGCCCAUGUGCACUGCUUUGAAUUAUUGGACAGAAAUCGGAUUUAGAACAGUCCGCUACGCACACCUACUUCGUACCAGUCACAUAUCCGAAAGUCCACCAGUAUCGAUCAAUACAAAGACGGGAAUUCCAGGAAACAGGUCGGAGGAAGACGCGAUUGUUGGGCCAAGACGUUUUCUGACCUGGCUUUUAGGAUUUUUACUCGAGCCCGUCAUCAGAGAUGAUCUCGGAUAAGAGUGAUGGGAUGCAAGGAGUGCAUUGUAUCUUUAGGACACAGCAUUAAUAUCUGCCUUCAUCGCUUGAGGUUGUAGUGGAGACGGCAAAUGCUCAUUAGUCAGGGCACGACCGUGAUUUCAUCAUCCUUGAUGGAUGCUAGGGUGACAAUGUCUCGGUAGUUUGGCUCUCCAUCUCUGGGACUGUCGCUCGCUCGUCUAAUAACUGUGCCCAGGCAAAGUCUCAGCACAAGAUAUUGGUGCGGGAGGUUGUUGCACUUGAUGAUCGAUAUUAGGCCGGAGAACUGCGACCUAGUUAGCUGGUGGCUCACGCAAGUAACAUCUUUUUUGAGAAUUUUGACCCCGUCAAACAGGCAGGUGUGGCCGACUCCCGCCGAAUGAGUUGCAACCUGAAAGCUAGUGUCAUUGCUCUCUGCUGCUGCUUAUGCCUGUUCGGCCAUCUGAACCCGGCGUAUUUACCCAGUUCCUCCGACGUAGUUGUUUUUUCCACAACUGCCACAGCUCGGUAAACGUCUCCAGACAUUCUUUGUCGUUGCAGUGGGUCUUUUACCCCCUUGCCUGGCUCCUGAAAAUUGUUUCUAGUGGGCUUCCGAUGACCAAUCUGAGUGGGAAUCCGAAAAGCCAGCCCGGUUGACUAAUUUUCCCGGCGAUCGCAUUUUUUUAAAUCCACCGGUGACAGUGGUGUUGGGGAGAUCUUUAAUGGCUCACCAUUGACCAAAGAACAUUCAAUACUUGAAAACCCUGACAGGAAGUAGACUGUAUUUCUAAAAGAACCGCUGGAAUGUUACAAAUUAACUUUUAUUUUAUACAGCAUUUUUUUUCAUUGUGGGAAUCGAAACAUGACUUACAGACCCGCUAUGAAAUUCUAAAGGUGUUGGUUAUGGAGGGUAAGCAGACAGGUCGCCUAAAAGUCCAUCUGUUACAUCGUUAAUCGAUGAAAGUGUUUCAACUGGAUUUUACUAUGCAAACCUGGGGGUGCGACGUAGAGCGUUUACGUUUGAUUCGUUCGUUAGUUCGCUUCUAUCAAGCCGGUCCUUUGAAUCAAAUGGAGGCACUCAACUGCGUCCGUAGCGAACGCCACUUGCUGACCCCCUCAUUGUCUCUGAUUUUUACCUAUCAGUAGAAAUCUAUUUCACAUCACCAUUUGGCAUUCCACUGUAAUCACAAUGAGCAAACUUUCAUUAUCCGGCAUUCGUACACUUGGUUUUGAAAAGUAAACGCUCUUAUGGACAUAGAGGGGGGGGGGGCAAAGCCUGAAUUCAUACCAUCUGUUUAUGAAAAAAAAUCACAGUUUUAAGAUAUGCACGGAUCAUAUUUAGGGCUUGAGCCCAAAUUUUUUGUCGAGGUUAAUCACCGUAAGAGGAUGGUGGUAUUCUUACAGAUUUCAGAACUAUUUAUACGGGAGAAAGUCCCCUCGACAAGGCAAAUAAGGCAUGUGGUUUGUCCGAAAGAACAGAAGACGGUAUAUCGUCGGCCUCCAAGACCAGUAAAGACUCAGCAAAUAAAAUGCAGUAAGUUCACUUUUUUCUGGCUUUAAAGUUGAUUCUUAUACCUCGUUGUUUGUUUAAUCGAUGAGAGCCUUAUGUAUUAAAAUGAGUUUAUACUCAUUAUUUUAGUAUAACUACGACAUUGUGACCUCAUAUACUAAAAUUGUAACUUUUUGGUGUCUCUGUUUUCUAAUCAAACACAUAAGUUAUUGUAGAAUGUGCUUUUAUUUUUUAGAGGCGAGAUUUUCCAAAUAUAUUUGUAGAUGAAACUAGGCUGGGCUUUGCUGCUAGAACGAUUUCGUAAUUCAACAUCACCCAAAUGAUCUGAACAUUAAAAACUUCUCGCACAAUCGCUGGAGGUUAAAUACUGAUCCCGUGCGCCAAAAUUUGGGGACUUCGAAAAUAUAUUUAAUGUGAAACAAACCCAUAGAGGUCAGUCUUAUUCUCAGUUUGUCUGUUCAAGCACACGUAGGUCUUACCCAUAGUAUCGGCAGACCCACAAAUACACAUUCAGUGACGUUGGAGAGCCAAGUUAAAAAGCAUUACUUUGCCGUUAUUUAAUUUUUUCUCUCUUUAAACAAAAACAAUUUUUUUCACCAGUCAAGCCGAACGGUUUUUUGGAAUUUUCCUGGGUCGUAUUGUAAUUUUGCGCUUAAUGGAGUAACUUGAGAUCGUGCUCCAGACUUCUAGGUAUAUCUGAGUCUUCACAGAUAGUUUUUUGACAAAAGAACGGUUGAUGGCUUCAGCAAUUUGGCUAUUUUGUAAAUCACUGAUUUUCAAAUUUAUUCUUUAGUCAUGGUCCAUUCAUAAGAAAUAGAUAAAUGGAUUUCGAGACAUCGGUAACCGCUGACAAUGCAUUUUCGUUAUAAAUUUGGAUCAGAUGUUGUUUUUUGGUCCCAUUUUGAAUUAAACAAACCCCAAACACCAGCAAUAGGGGACCGGUGGUGGUAGGGGCUUUUUACAGGUGGGGCUGGGGAACGCGCACGCCAUGAGAUCAAGUAAUUGUCCGCAAACGAAAAGCUAUUGGGAAUGUACGGUUGUACUUCACGUGGUUUAGAAAUAGUUUUUCUAACCCUAACCCUAAUCGUAGCUCUUAACUCUAACCACCAACCCUAACCCCUACUCCUUGCCCCUACCACUAAUUUCUGGCCCUAACCCAAACUCCAACCCCAACACGGUUGUGUCUAUCGGGUGGGACUUCAUAACCAUAUCUUUCCAAAAUUUGUUCUAAUACCUGUAAGCAUUUGUACGUAGUUGAAAAGGCCCAUAUGUGAAUAUGUAUGUAGACACUUCAAUUGUAAUCCCGACGUGAGUAUUAUCCAAAAGCUCGUGUUUCGCCGAAACUGUGCCGCCGCUUUACGCAGCUGCGAGUGUUCACAUCACCAAUAGGCCUUCUAGCCUUCUCCAUAAGCCUUUUGACGCACACAUCGAUGUUCAACGUUCAGCUUCUAGAUGGUCUUGGAAGGUGAUAGGAUAACUGGGUUUGAAUACCUCGACACAAACCUCCGUUGAUUCGAUUCAAAAACUUGUAUGAAUGUUCGACUACAAUUUUGUCUUCUUCAGUGGAAUAAUAAUAUGUUUGUCCCUUUAUGUUGCCAAACAGUGAUCAGUAUUUAAAUACUAAUUGACUAACUCGGCUCCAGGACGAGUUUCGUAGGUAUUUUACAGCGGCUUGAAACAGGUUCGAGUUGAACGGCAUACCGCAGGUGGGCUAACUCAUGAAAUGUCAACCGAAAUUCCUAAAUGCGCUUUCGGUUCGAAAAGAUUAAUUAAGGUUUUAAAACUUGUCAGCCUGGAACACAAUUUUAUAAUUUUUAAAUAACGUCAGGAUGCCGGCUUUUGAAUGAACUCUCAUGCGGUUGCACGCAAAGACUGCACCCCGUAAAAAAUGAUCACUUAAAGAGCAUGAAUUUUUCGCAUUGAUUUUUGAUGCCUCUAAAUGUCUAAUUAUAUUUCAUGGAAAAGAUGCAUUAAAAUAUUCAUUCUUUUGCAUAUUCGGUAGAAAAUUGCGUUUUCUCUUUAUCUUUUACUUCAAGGGAAAACAUUAUUCGAUUUUAAAAAGUUUCUAAUUGUGUGACUUAUAUUUCUUCAUUAAACAGUGUGGCUUGUAACAUUAGCAAUGUGGACCAAAUCUACUGCUAAAUUUUAUGAACCCUAUAUAGUCUACCUUCGUCGUCGUACAGAAAUGUGUGGUUUUUCGUACGUGAGUAAAUAUACAGCCUGUAGUUUGGAAACCCAGAAUCCAAGAGUAACGGUAGAGCGGGUUCAAAAUUAUUUGGGAAUUGGAAGUUUUUGAAGAUCGAAUUAUACCCUUUCUCCGAGUGUAAUGUUGAAAUAAGACGUAAUUUUCUACCGAAUGAGCAAAAUAAUGAAUAUUUUUAUGUAUGUUUUCCAUGAACUAUAAUUGGAUUUUAAGAGGCAUCGGAAAUCAAUGAAAAAAAUUUAUUCUACUUAAGUAAUCAUUUUCUUCAGGGUAUAAUUUUUGCAUGCCGCCGGAGGAGACUUCAUUCAAAAGCUGGCAUGCAGAGGUAACUGAAUUAUUAUAGAAUUAUGCUGCAAGGUGAUUAGUUUAACAACGCUAUUUAAUUAAUCUUUUUGAAACGAGAACGCAUUUCGGAAUUUCGGUUGACAGUUCAUGAGUUAGCCCACUUACUGUUCAUCCCCAACUCGUAAAAUGAGGAUUAGAGGCUUUUCGGGGAAGGACACUGCAUACGCAUUAAUUUUAAAAUUUAUUGUACUAACUCGUUUUUUCCCCGAAAUCGAUGCAGGAAAGGUGAGAAAUGUUCGGAAUCACGCAGGUCGCAUAACCAGAAGAAUCAUUAGUAAGAGAAGUGAACAGAAUGUUGCUGUAAGUACCCGAUUGGGAAGGAGGAAGGGCUUGCACGAUUACGGCUUACUGUGUUGGAAGUAGAAUGGGGACAGCGCAUUAAUGAAACAAUAGGCGGUGGAAAAUUCGGAUUAGGGGAGGGGGCAGUGGGACGUAGCGAGCGUUCGGGUAGGCACGGAUGCUGAUGUCAACCCUGUCGGCGUAUCAAGUCGCACUAGGCAAUUUCACCUUUUUCGGGCUUGCGGUUGCGAGUACUUCAAUAUAGUUUUAACCGAUGCAGCAGCCUGAACGUAUACGAAGUACAACCGGCUUACAAGCACUACCGCAAGUUUUUGUGUGCCGGCCAACAUAGCGACCCUACGCGCGGCGGAAAUCAGCGUUGGGUCACGUGGUUGAUGACUUCGUGUACAGCCACUUAAUGGUGCGAUUCUUUAAUCCAGAGGAUUUUGACUUGCGGGCUACGAAGACUUCAAAUUGAUGAAGGCGAAUAUGCGAAUCUCAGGUUCUUGUUGUGGGUAUCGCUCACCAUCCGACCGCGACCACGCGCAACAAAAUCAUGCGAGUGAAGGACCGGCUAGACGUGGGAGAAUAAUCGGAUGUCGUUUAUCAGAUCCCAUGUCGGGACUGCCCUCGCCAUUACACCGGGCAGACCGGACGACGGCUCAGUUCACAAGUAACGAAGCAUAAACGGGCAGUUCGGAGAGGCGACCCGUUGACUCAGGUCGCCACUCACACCCUGGAGGAAGGCCACAAAUUCAACUUCGAGAGCGCGCGGAUAAUGGCGCGGGACAGUCUGAAACCAACUCUAUCGACAGGCACGUUAUAUAUCCCUUCUGCUAUCACGCGCCCCCUUCCCGCGGCAAAGAGGCGAGGUCCAAUUCCCAGCCAAGGGUGCACGCAGUCACGCCGCCGUGAGACGGCGUGGGACUCAGCUUAUCCCGAAUACCACCCUCUGCCCUCAUAUCUCACCCCCUUCACGGCUUGACUACAAAAACUGCUCAUUUGAUGUCGCAUUCUCACAUUCUCUGACGAUGGCCUCCUGUACGAGACCAGGCCAGUGCUUGAGAGGUGCCUUACAUGUAUGUGGGCAGUACACUUUCUCUGGUAUAGGAGCCCCCAUCGAUCAGGUUACGGAACAUGCUCGUCCAGUUGUUUCUAGGAUUUCAAUAACCAAAAGAAUCCGGAUUUGAGUCUCAGACACGUUAACACCUCGGACCAGGCAGGGCUAGCAGAUGAUGGCUAAUAAGUCACAAAAGAUCGUUCUGGUAUGCCUUAUCAUUAUCGGUACAACCGUACCUCCCUAUAGCAUAAGUUCUGUUAUGGGAAUUCCCCAUGGGGGUUAGGGCCUUGUUGCGACCUCUAUAUCUCACGAAGAUGGUGGCCUGUUGGUUAGACCGAAACAACUGGUGCAAAUAGAUCAGCUCUUUUUUAAGCAGACAGUCCUUGCUGUGACAAGGAAUAACUUGAUGUAGGACAGUCUGAACACAGUCUAUUCUGAAAGUUGCUGUUUUCGUAAAUUAGGGCUGAGAUCCACAUUAGAGGUUUCCCUGCAUGCACGCGAGGUCAUCGUCACUCAAUGCUUUUGUAGGCAAGUCCAGAAAUUGAGAGGUUUCUACCGUUGCCUCUUCACGAAUUGAAUUUGUGACUGCAAAGCUACUGUUCGGACCCUAAACUUAGCAAUUUAACUUCUUUAUUUAUUAUGUCCGAAAGGUGGCACCCAAGUAGCAAAGCCCUAUUUUCAGUUGGAUGUUUCGGGCAACCUCCCCUUCUAAGCAACGUGUGAUUAGCUCCGUCGGCAGUGUGGAUAUAAUUGAGCCCAUUUUUGUUUCCGUAUCCUUUCACGGCACAUGCUGACAAAGUUGGAGCAUUUUACGAUGGAUUCUGUGCUGAUGGAAACGUUGCAACUGCAACAUGGCACAGAAUGCACCUAUUAGGAAUAUAUCUAGGGCUUUGUACUCUUGGAAUGACUAUGUGCAGGCUGCCGAUGAUGUCUGCGAUUUAGCCAUUAAGUGUCCCAGAUGUCUGCUUGGUUUCUUGGCGAUGUUUUGGGCAGGUGAUCCCAGGAAUGACAGUAAAUAUCCUAAUUGUCGAAUGAAUCGUCUCUUACGACACCCUCCAUGAAGCCACACGUUCCUCUGGUCAUCCGUUCCAUCUAACGACGGGUUGCUGUCAUCAACCUGAAGCUCCACGAGUGUGACUUGAUUUUUCUCAAACAAAAGCACACCAUGAUAUAUUUUAAGGUUUUAAACAAAAUUUUAGUUAAACGGAACAGUCAACGCCAUGUCCACAAAUAUCUUGACACAGUAAGGAAACAAAGUCCAUGAAAGUAAGCAUGGACACAUUUCGUAAGUGGUGAUUUAAUGUGUGCGAAAUGCAAAAGGCCUAUCUACAUCAAUAGGCGCAAAAUUGUUUUCAAAGUGAUUAAAUAAGGCCUUGUCAUAAAGUGCAUGAUAACGGUCAGCACGUGAAAACGGAAAAAAAGAAACAAUGUUUAAAACUAGAAAUUCUGGCUGUUUACGAUUUUUCCCUUAUCACUACCUAGCCUGUUCAGCAUUCAAAUGUCCGCGUUACUUUUAUUUAUUAAAGCUAUUAUGUACCAACCGCGGCAUUUUAAGACUGAAAGAUAUAUGCUAAAUCUUGUGCCGGUUAACAUACUACGUUUACCACAUUUUUCGAUGGAAUUAGGGUCUAGGCCGUCUGCAGGAGCCAAAAUCAUUUCACCGCUGUUUAUAAAUAUACCCAUAGUAGUAACAAUAAACUACUUAUGUUACAUUAUUCGAGACAGUGGAAACCCAGGAAAAACUACUUACCCGCUGCCCAAAAAAUUUCAAGCUUCUAUACAACGGCCAGGAGACAGGUGAUGUGUCAAUAAUUUGGCCGUUUAGACAAUUUACCGCGGACGUCUUCUUAGGCCAGAUCGAGAAAACGGACUUAAAGGAUGCCAUUAAUAACCUCGAAUAUCAUGGUCAGUAUGUAGACGACAUCAACGCCCUGGGUCAGAGGUCUAACAGAACGCACCAUCGCUCAAGAUUGCUGCAGAGCCUGCUGUAGAUAACAAAACCGCCUCCCUCAAUUUCCUUCUGCGCAAACGAGAGAAUGCAUCCACCUAACACAGGGUAUUGCGGAAGAUAUCCUGAGCAUGACACUGCUCUAAUUUUCGCAGUUUCGUUCCUCUAAAUCUAAAACUAAGUCUCGUUUAAGGACUGACUGACGCACCUGUUUUUCCGAAAGUGUUGAAGCAGAAUUCCAGCAGCUGCAUAAAACACUCCGCAAAAACGGUUGCUUAGAGAGCUUCAUUUUGCAGAAAAGUGGACAUCGUGCCAUAAAGCCGACCGCUACAACUGCAGAAAUGAGGGACUUAUUAAAGAUUGCCUCUUCUAGGAGGACGCAGCAAGACGACGUCUAAAGAUAGCCAUCACGUGCGCUUUCUGCUUGACAAACUCACGCGUAUUUUUUCCAAACUCUCCCCUCCCACGGUUAGGAGGAAAAACCAUAAAAUGUACAAUCCAUAUCGAUGUUCAUUUGCUCAUCCAAGCGCUCCUGUGGAGCAGGAUAUGUUGGUUGUGUUUGACAAGGUACAAAUAGAAGUGAGUCUCUUCCGAGGUCUAUCCCCGUGCAUCUAUUUGACGUUAAAUAAGUCGUUCAGGUGCCUACCGGGCAUCAGCUCACUACUCUGAAGGCCUACGCCAACGAAUUCCGGCAACAGCGGAGGCAGUGGCUGUUCUGCUGACGAAUUCAAAAGAAGUUGGUACAAGCGAUCUCUCUUCCGUGGCCGACUCCAAGUGGUAGUCGUCAGCCAUCCCAACACGCUAAUGAAAGCAAUGCGUGCUCUGAGUGUUUUAUCUACGGAAACCGCUCACGCACUACCCCAAAAGCUUCCUCUUUUAAACCCAAAGUCCGCAGCAUGCCGGCUUUACUAUGUGGGCCGGCGUAGGUGCUGGGACGCAUGACCGCCCUGUUCGUGGCUUACGCAUUCAUCCUCCAUGUACUUGCAGUGGAGUGAUAAAUUUUGGAAAAAGGUUUUCUGUUUGUAUGAUGACCCGGAGACCAACAUGGUCCUCAACGCAACAAAAUGUCUCUCAGCUGCUUUCGACGUAGCAUUGCAGUUGCUUGUGAAGUAAGACAGUGUAUUGUCAGUCAGUCCUACUACAACUAUGCGUGGCACAAAAUACCGUUAAUACAAAAACCAUAAGUUUAUAAGUCACGUUUGUUUUUUUAUUUCCUUGGAGGCAACCUAACCCUCCACUUCUGUCUUUAUCUGAUUUUUUAUGCCAAAGCUACACAUUUUUGAUUCAGGCAGACUCUCGAUAUAUUCGUUUUUAACGAAUCAAAGAUAAACAAAAAUAUUUAGGCACCGAACUUGGCCGGCCUGACUUUAUCAAGUGAAAUAGUUCAAAAAUGCUUCUGUUUCUUUAAGAGAUUUUGUGCAUGCCAUUUAUCAUUAAGUGGGUUUCGAUAAUCGGAUUUAACGACUAUCUUCCACUACAUCGUGUACAUUUGGAAAUAGAUGCAAAACUUGCGCACCUGGAUACCUGCUGUUUCUGGAUUUUGCUUAAGCAAAAAUCAAGUAGACAGUUUUGUGGAUUUUAUAAAUUAACUAAACAAAUUUCCAAUGUCAACAUAUUUUUAUCUAGCAUCAUCAUGCUAAAGUAAAAAAGCGGUUUUCGCCACGUCACGUUCGCAUCACAAGAAUUUCUUUAUUGGUUUAUAAAUUGUUACGACCUUUUCGUCGGUGAAUAUUAAGCCUUGAUUUAUCAUAGAAGUCUCAGUUUUCUGAAAGACAGGCAUUCAUCUAAUCCCUCUAAUUUUAUUUUCAAAUUAAGCAGCCGGAAUUGACGGGCGAGUAUGCAGCACUUUAAGAUUGCAGAGUAGAACUGAUAAUAUGUUUACAGAUCAGAUCAUUCAUUGUGCUGGAGCCGAGUAUGUGGCUUCUUCCUGACGUAAAUCGCCGCACACAUACUGAGGAUGGAAUGCUUGACUAAUCGUCGUAGUUGGUUUGCUAGGCAUUGUUCUGUGACAAAUGUUUACUACGUUAUCGAAGUUUUCUGAGAAUAUAAUUCGACCGUUCUCAUUUCCACAUUUUUAGCGGUCAUUGAAGCGAGUCCCGGGUUGAAUGAAUACCAGGUACGAAAAUGUUUGCCCUACGUUAGCAACAAAAUGUCCCUCAAAUAAUUUCGAUAUAGCAUUGCACCUUCUUGUGAAGUAAAAUUACAUAUUGUCAGUCAGCCCUUACUUCCGAGGCUCUUAAAAAUUCAGUUAUAUUUCAUGGAUAACAUGCAUAAGAAUAUUCAUUGUGUUGUUUAUUCGGUAGAAAAUUAUGUCUCUAAUCAGUUGUAUACUCAGUAAUUUUGAAACCGACCUACCGUUUCACUUGCAUUCAGGAUUUCCAAACUAAAAACUCUAGGCUUUAUCAGUAAGGCAAAUCAUAAAUUUUUCUAUGGCAUUAAGAGAAAACCAUAUGGUGUUCAUAAAAAUUAUCAGUGGAUUAAAGCCAUAUUGUUAACUUUAUAAGCAGCAAUGGUAAAUGCAGAGCCGACGUUGUAUGAACGGCCAUUUCACGGAAUGAAAAAAAAUCACAAUUAGAAACUUUUUAAAUCGAAUUAUACUGUUCCUUUGAGUAUAAACUCGAAAGAAGACGUGUUUUUCUACCCAAUGAGCAAAAGAAUGUUUUUCGUGUUUUUCAUGGAAUUUAACAGACUUUUCGGGACAUCUGAAAUCAACGAGAAAAAUACACGUUAAUUAAGUAGUCCUUUUGCAAAGUAUAGUUUUUGUAUUCAGCCGAGAAGAAAUUCUUUCGAAAGCCGGCAUCCUGCGGUAACUGAAUUAUUAUAGAAUUAAUCUGUAUGCUGAUUAGUUUUACAACCGCUAUUUGAUCAAUCUUUUCGAAACGAAAACGCAUUUCGGAGUUUUGUCUGACAUUCAUGAGUAAGCCCACCUUCUGUAAGUGCAGAGUAAUUUUCCAGUUUUAAUUAUUAAUUCAACAACAGGGUAAAGAAAGGAGCGUAAAUAUCGAUCGAGAAAAACAUUGAAAAACAGAUAGCACAAAACCUGUUCAAUUUUGAGCUCAGUUUCCCAUAGAAAUGGACCAAAUUCAUGAAAUGAUUAUCGUUGUCCUUAGGCACGAUUAUGCAAGGCUUGUUUUGCUAAUGUGCUUUUCAUUACUGAUUUUGUUCAUGAGAAAUGAAGCACAAUUGGUGAAGCAUGUACUGUAUUCACUUGGAAAUCCGGAUUCACAUUUGGAUCCCCCAUUAAAACUGAGUGGGAGACUUUUAGGUGGUGUAGAAAAACUGCUCUUGUCAAAUAAUUGUUAAUUUAAUGUAAUAUUUUAUUUGCUAUUCGUUGUUCUAUCAGUGCUAUCACUCUUUUCACAAAGCUCACGGAGCAAAUCCUUCUUCAUUUUCUGAGAACGAAGGUUUCCUUUUAACUUUAGCUUUCUUUUAUGCGCGUCUUUUAAAGCUAUUCAGAAUAAUUUUGUAACAUUUUGAUACAUAUAUAUAUGUACUACACUGCAUAUACGUUUUCAUGGAAUAAUCGCGACCAUUACGUUUUGCACAUGGAUGUAUUUCGAGAAGUUGGCGGGUGACCAAAAAAUUUAAACACAUUCAGAAGAUGCAACCAUAAGCUUACCAUUUUCUCUCAUUAGAAAAUUUUUUACGGAAACAUAUCGCGUCUUCUCUGGCGACGAUAAGGUAAUUAGGGCGUCCUUGAAACGUUAACGAAUUCUUCUUCGGUCUUCAAUGCACACAGUCAACUGCGGAAAAAGACUGCUUUUAGGUUUAAAUUAUCUAACCACUCAAAAUAAGACAGUCUGUGAAGACUGUAGCCUAUACAGUGAGUUCUCGAACGCGCCAUUGAUGCCGACGACGGUUUGACUAUGCCAAUCCAAACAAAACAUACCCUAUUAGUCAGAUGAAAAGCAUCCCAUUUAUUCCUUAAAAAAUCUUCUCUAAUUACGUCCCUCCUUGUAAUGCGCCUUGCUGGGACAUUCAUAAGAUAAAUGUCUACAUUCUACCACUUUUCCAAAGUUAAGUCAGGGGGUGAAUAGAAGAUCACAUCCCUUUACGCACUACUAAGAUUACAUUUUGACGCAAACGCCCUGUUCUGUUUGUUUUGAAGCCAUUUUGGUUAUCCUCACCUAAUUCCUGCACCAACCUUUGAUCAUAUAAGUAUCUCUUACGCAACUAAGACUCGCGUAGCACAACUCACCCCGGACCGACCAUCUGAAUAUUAUUAGUUUAGUCACUUACUGUAUCAAUUUAGAAAACUACCCAGACAAGAAAUGUAGUGUAGUGUUCGCUUAUUGGUCGUUUUCUCUAUUUAUAAAGUAGAAUAAUGGUAUGUUCUACGGGAAAAGAUUCCCAUGCAUUGUUAGGCUACUGAGAAAACCCCACAACGUCCUUGUUGUCUCGCAAAGGUCAUCGGGAUCCUCGUUACUCAGUUUUAUGGACCUCACAAACUGGUGGAUGGGCGUUUAUAGUUCCUUCAAAAUCUUUUUCAGAACUGCCUUACGUUCGAGCACUUUUGAUAAUUUCGUUUUGCCUAAAAUGUAGGUGUUAAAUAAGUCAUCGGACUACCUACUGCAAUGCGGUCGGAGACUUUAUGCGUACAAUAACGAUAGCCGUGUUUGUAGUCUUUUGAGUAGGAUCAAAUGAAAGCACGAUGCGUUAAGGUGAUGGAGCGUUUUGAAUGAUUUUUGUCUUUUAUUUGAUGUUACAGAUACCGAGGAACAUUACAGGUACCCGAACGCGGGGAAGAUCGCUGACCUUACUUGACUCUGCCAGCCAGUGUCCCCCGAAAGCAUAUGAUACUCGCCGACAAAUAGUGGAUUCCCUCGGUCUGCCGGUGGGCGUGGAAGCUGGCAUUGGGAGCCCAAAAGGACGUAGAAGGCGGCACAUGUCUCUCACCCUGUCGGGCACUUGA